GAUUUCCAGGAAUUCAGAGAUACUGUCGGUGAUUUCAUAUCUGAUGUAUCCACCUUAAUGUCACCACCUCUGGACUGUACUGGCUAUAAUUUCUCACUUGGUGAGGAGGUGGCCUUUGGGUCCUGUGCCCCACAACUGCAGAGUAGCGUGCUGGUGCAGGUGCCCCCACAGCACCUGUCUUCCUCUGAGCCACGCUGGAGAGACCUGGCAGACCAGCACCAGAAAGCAUUGGGAGAUGCUCUGGAAGCAAACAGCCAGCUGCAGGAGACCCUCACACAGAGGCAGGAAGAGCUGGUGACAUUGCGGGAGAGCAACGUGCAGCUGAAGGAGCUGGCAAGUCAGGCCAGGAAGCUGGCCGCCGCCCUUGACACGCUGAUGCUCCCGCAAAGCGCCGACGGAACAGCCCUUCCUCCUUCUCCUCCUCCUCCUCUUCAUCCUUUACCUCCUCCUCCCACCGCUGCUGCCGCCGCCGCUGCCCCGGCCGGGACCGGCCUGGAGGAUGCGGAGGGCGUGGAUGCCAUGCUGCGGGCCGUGUCGGAGAAGUGCCGCGCCGCUCUGCGAAGCCUGGGGGGCAGCGCGGGGGACAGGUCAGGGGGCAGCCCCACAGCCAAGCGCCCGCGGCCGGGCCCGCGCCUGCACGGCGCCUUCCGCGGGCUGCGCACCGGCCGCGCCGCGCCGCGCCCGCUCGGCGGGGAGCUGGAGGGGGGCGGCAGCCUGCGGGCAGCGCUGGGGGAGGCGGGCGCCAUCCGCACGCUGGCCUUCCCGCAGGGAAACGCCUUCACUCUCCGCACCGCCGCCGGCGGGCACCGCUUCCGAUGGGUGCCGCGCUGA
Cinclus cinclus is the source of this 831-nucleotide messenger RNA. It is a transcript of the gene MCIDAS, whose product is annotated as multiciliate differentiation and DNA synthesis associated cell cycle protein. Gene Ontology annotation, cellular component: nucleus. Lineage: Eukaryota; Metazoa; Chordata; Aves; Passeriformes; Cinclidae. The record is from RefSeq and is a predicted model, not a curated record. Gene Ontology annotation, biological process: negative regulation of cell cycle; negative regulation of DNA replication. The coding region runs from base 58 to 831 and encodes 257 amino acids. The transcript is spliced from 4 exons.